AUGGCGGCGAUUCAAAGCGUUCUGGCGGAGCAUAAUGUGGCGGAUGCCCGAUUCGUUCUCGAGUUGCCAUCAACGGCUGGCGCUGCUUCCACUGUCUCGCCUACUGGCGACGCUGUCACACCGGGGACCCGGGGAGCGGGUAAUGCGUCAUCGGUGACCGCACCGAUCGACUCUUCUGCUCCGAGCACUGGAGGAGGCGUGACCACCACUACGCUUUUGAUGGGGAUGCAGGCCACCCCCGCUGCGGUCCCAACCCCUCCACCGGAGCAUCAGCUCCCCCCACCUCGCGCUCAGUCUCCUUCAAGGCGGCAGCGAUCUCCAAUCUCGUAUCACUCCGAGUCUCUCCUGAGGCAUGUUCUUCCGGCGCCAUCUACUUUGCAUUCAGGUUCUCCUCCGCUGAACGACAGCAUAAGCUCGCUGGGCGCCACGGCGCGCCCGGCGCCGUGGGCAGCCGCCGGCGAUGCGAGCGGAAAGCAAACGACACCAGGUGCGGUAGCGGUGGAAGGUCUCGCAAGCACCAUCCCCGCACAGCCGCCGACUCAGCCGCAUCCGCCAACUUCGAGGCGCGUUGUUGAUGGCAUCACCUCGGACAGCGCAGUGGCCGCUCUCGAAGACGAGGCGGCCGCAGAGAUCCGCCGCGUGUCGAACCAGCUCGCGCAUGAUAUUGCGGUCGCCGAGGUUCAAAUGUCGCGGAAGGAAAUUCUGCAAAAAUUUGUUGGUCGCAGCGUCAUCCUCGAAGAUAGGCGGCAGCGUGAGGCACAGCAGCUGGCUCAGGCGUCAAAGUUGCCGUGGAGCGGCACCCCGCAUCCGGCAGUGCCGUUCAAGGCGCAUGCGACUGGUGCGCAUACCACAGCACCUUCACAAUCUCCUCGCAGUCUUUCAGCAGCAGCUGCCAAGCCUCCUGCGCAGAAGCUCAGCGCCAACGCCACGAACCCUAGUGGCUCCGUGACGAGCAUUUUCUCCGCCGCCGUAUUAUCUCCCCCUCCCCCGGAACCACAGCAGCCGCAGCGUCGCAGCAUCGUGCGUCUGACCCCGCCAUCGGGAACCCCCGUCCGCAGCGGCGGCAACGGCGCCCGCGGCUCGGCUCUAUCGGAUAGCAGCUCCCUGCCCUCUCUUGUGUCGGCCAAGAAGUCCGCCGUGCCUGGCAGGACGCCUGUGUUCAGCAUCCUUAACAAGGAUGGGAGCCGCCUGCUCGAUCAAGGCGGCGUCGCGAACGCGCUGCGGACAUCGUUGCCCGGGGCGCCAGCUAAAGCAGGCGGCGCAUCUGUCGCUGCGGCAGGGGCGGCCACGAGUGGCGGUGACGCGAGAGAGGCGAGUCGGCCCAGCAGCAGCAGCAACAGCAGCAAUACUAGCAUCUCCCAUACCCGUCAAUCACGCCCCAGCAGCGUUUCCCUCCUUGCCGACGACCGCGCGCCGCCGUCGCCGGUGCACGAGCCGCUACUCGGUGUGGCUGCGAGGGAAGAGGCGAACCGACAGCGCAGCAUACUCAUGCAAACCCAGCCCCGCUCCCCCACGUCGGAGCCCCGACCGGUGGAGAGUGCCAUGAGCAGGGAUGAUAUGGAGGUGUUGCGGAAUAUGUUGUCGGAACAGAGCAAGAACAACACACGUCGCGCCUUGCAACUGCAGAGCCAGUCACGUCUCUCGCACACGACACAGAUGGCGACGCCGCCCGUGAUUGGAAAAAGCCAACCCAGCGCUUCCGGCACCUUUUCCACCGUAUCGCCUCCGCGCUCGCCGCCUAGGCCGUCUACUUCGGCUGCCGCCGCGCCUUCUCAGCCUUCUCUGCGUGCUAUGCUGCAGGAGCAGCAGCUGCUGCAAGACGCCAGUCGCCGCAGCAUGGAGGAGCACAAUCGAUUCAUGCAAGCGGCUCGAGCUGCACGGAUCCCAGCGCCCGCGUCGCCGAAUGCGUUCGAGGCAUCUAAGACACCGGCGGUGGCGCACGCGACAACAGCAGCAACCGGCGCCGCAGCUGCCGUACCGGUGACGGUGAAGGAGGACGACGCGGCGCACGGGAAAGCCGGCAUUGCCGCCUUGGGGCGAGCGUCGGCGCCGGGGCACAACACGGAGGACGCAUUCACGCCCAGCGCCUCCGGUAUUCAAGUUGUGAAGUUCACGCUUCCCCACGAGGAGGAGGCGCGGCAGGCGGCGGUGCAGCAGCUGUGUCGAAGUCCCUCAGGGACGCAGCACCUGGACACCAAGGAACGCUAUCGUGCCCUCCUAGCCGCGCAGCAGAACGAGUUCACUGAGCAGGAGGCGAGGACACAGGACUACAAGGUGCUGCUGAACCGUGCCGUCGAGUUCAAUCGCCUCCAGCAGCAGCAGCAGCAGCAGCAAAGAACGAAUCCGUCUUAA
Molecule: messenger RNA, 2352 nt
Organism: Leishmania mexicana MHOM/GT/2001/U1103
Lineage: Eukaryota; Euglenozoa; Kinetoplastea; Trypanosomatida; Trypanosomatidae
Exons: 1
Coding region: 1-2352 (783 amino acids)
Source: RefSeq, a predicted model, not a curated record